AUGUUGAUCCUCAGACUGGACCAGGACUUGAUGAUGCCAGGCAAUGGGAGUUCCGAGGCGGGAUGCAGCAGGACAGCAUCAGGCAGCUACUCCAACACCACCUGCGGCCAGACGGAGCUGUCCGUCACCGCCUCCAUCAUUUCCAUGACCGUGGGCAUCUUCUCCAACAUCCUGGCUCUCUGCAUCCUGGUCAAAGCCUACCGCCGCUUUCGCCUCAAGACCAAGGCCUCCUUCCUGCUGUUCGCCAGCGGCCUGGUGGGCACCGAUCUCGUGGGCCACCUCAUUAACGGCUCCCUGGUGCUAUAUGUCUAUGCUUGUAACAAGGAGUGGGAAGCCUUUGACCCGCACCACAUACUGUGCAGUCUCUUCGGGGUGUCCAUGGUGUUUUUCGGUCUGAGCCCCCUGCUCCUGGGUAGCCUAAUGGCGGUGGAACGCUGCAUUGGUGUCACCAGGCCCCUGUUCCACUCCACAGCCCUUGCCGCCCACCACAUGAAGAGGCUGCUGGGGCUGACCUGGCUGUUAGCUGCCCUGGUGGCUCUGCUACCUGUGCUGCUGUGGAGGCCCUACAAGGUGCAGCGCUCCCAGAGCUGGUGUUUCUUCCGCAUGGAGGGGCCCCGCAACUGGCUGGACGUGGUCCUCCCGCUGAUCUUCUCUACACUGGGCCUCCUGGCUCUGCUGGUGUCCAUUGUGUGCAACACACUGACCAGCUGCACCCUAGUGCAGUCCAAGCUGCGCUGCCACCGCCAACGUCGCCGCAAGGACACCUCCCACCACUUUGAGAUGAUCUGCCAGCUCAUAACCAUCAUGCUUGUGUCCUGUGUGUGCUGGGGCCCUUUAUUGGUUAACGUCAUCAUACUGAGCACCCAGGUCCAGGGUGAGCGUGCGUUUGCCAGCCUGCUGCUGUCAAUCCGCAUGGCCACCUGGAACCAGAUCCUGGACCCCUGGAUCUACAUCCUCCUGAGAAAGGCCAUCCUCAAGAAGCUCUUCCUGCUGGUGCACAGCUGCUGGAGCACCAAGUCCCACUCCUACUCCAACCCCCUCAACCGCUGGAAGUGCAGCCCAGUGAAAGGCUCUGGGGAGACCAGCGGCACCUCCAUCAGCACUAAACCAGAAUUCUUCUGUUUGGAUGGAAAUGUCCAGGGUGAGCGUGCGUUUGCCCGCCUGCUGCUGGCAGUCCGCAUGGGCACCUGGAACCAGAUCCUGGACCCCUGGGUCUACAUCCUCCUGUGGAAGGCCAUCCUCAAGAAGCUCUUCCUGCUAGUGCACAGCUGCUGGAGCACCAAGUCCCACUCCCACCCCCUCAACCGCUGGAAGUGCAGCCCAGUGAAAGGCUCUGGGGAGACCAGCAGCACCUCCAUCAGCAGUAAGCCAGACUCCUUCUUCUUGGAUGGAAAUCUGCUCAGAACUAAAGACAUCUGUAGCUCUAGAGUCCCUCACAGCCCUUAA
Messenger RNA from Salvelinus namaycush (lake trout), 1446 nucleotides. It is a transcript of the gene ptgfr, whose product is annotated as prostaglandin F receptor (FP). Gene Ontology annotation, cellular component: plasma membrane. The record is from RefSeq and is a predicted model, not a curated record. Gene Ontology annotation, molecular function: prostaglandin F receptor activity. Lineage: Eukaryota; Metazoa; Chordata; Actinopteri; Salmoniformes; Salmonidae. The transcript is spliced from 4 exons. Bases 1 to 1446 code for a protein of 481 amino acids. Gene Ontology annotation, biological process: inflammatory response; positive regulation of cytosolic calcium ion concentration; adenylate cyclase-activating G protein-coupled receptor signaling pathway.